CGCAUUUGUACAAACCCUUUCCUUUUGACUCUGUCGUCAUUCUUACAUUUAGGCACUAAAAUAUUAGGGUUCACGCGUUCAUUUCUCAAUUAGGAUGUCAAAAUUGUAAAUUGAAGCUGGACUAAAAGCUUUUUGAAGCAAUAGGAACACUUUUGGCUGUCUUUCAGAAGGAGAAAGAUGACAAAGAGGUGACAAACGGGACACCGAAAAUUUAGAUUUUAGAACACUUCUUCCGGUUGUAUACUGUAGCGAAUUUUGUUCUCACUUCAAAAAUCAUAAAUUAUGACGUCACAGGAACCUUCAUACACAUUUAUCAAAGAUAUAAGGCCAAGUCAAAAGAAUCUCAACGUUAUCUUCAUAAUACUAGAUAUAGGUCGUCCGACUACCACAAAAGAUGGCCACGAAGUACGGUCUUGUAAAGUUGCUGAUAAAACAGGAUCAAUAAAUAUAUCGAUAUGGGAUGCUGUCGGUGAUCUUAUACAGUCUGGUGAUAUCAUUAGAUUAACCAGAGGGUAUGCUUCUAUGUGGAAAGGUGGUCUGACAUUGUAUACUGGUAGGGGAGGGGAGUUACAGAGAAUGGGGGAGUUCUGUAUGGUUUUCUCAGAAUUUCCUAACAUGAGCGAUCCGAAUCCCGAAUUUGUUGCUAUGUCACAGGCUCAGAUCAAAGCAACCAUGACAGGAGAAUCGUCAACUAACCUGCCAAUUCAGGAUGGCACUUCAAGUAAUACACAACCACCUACCAUAAUUCCUGGCCGUACAGGGUUGUUAGGUGCAGGGCCCCCUGGUAUGGAAAUGAGGAUAGGUAACAAUGGUAACCAACCUCCAUAUAAGGGUAAUAAUGGCAGUUAUGACCAAUCUCCACCGGUCAUGGGAGGUGGACGCAAUAGAGGUCGAGGUCGUGGUGGUAAUGGGAAUAAUGGACGUGAUUUGAGGGGUCGCCGAGGAAGAUAAAAAAACAAAUGGGUGUUGCCACCAUAAGGUUACAAGUACACAGCCCAAGGGUUGGUUGUUUGAUGGAUCACAGAAAAACUUUAUGUAUUCAUUAAUAAAGUCGAAAAAUAAUAGGAAAAUUUUCUCAAAUCAUGAAAAUAUUGCUUAUGAAUAAAGCAACAAAACUAGUUUUUGUACUUUCAA
Messenger RNA from Saccoglossus kowalevskii, 1134 nucleotides. Its product is annotated as SOSS complex subunit B2-like. NCBI's taxonomy places the organism in Eukaryota, Metazoa, Hemichordata, Enteropneusta, Harrimaniidae. Gene Ontology annotation, cellular component: SOSS complex. The record is from RefSeq and is a predicted model, not a curated record. Gene Ontology annotation, biological process: mitotic G2/M transition checkpoint; response to ionizing radiation; double-strand break repair via homologous recombination. Gene Ontology annotation, molecular function: DNA binding.